Molecule: messenger RNA, 2229 nt
Organism: Hippopotamus amphibius kiboko
Lineage: Eukaryota; Metazoa; Chordata; Mammalia; Artiodactyla; Hippopotamidae
Product: mitofusin-1-like
Biological process (GO): mitochondrial fusion; mitochondrion localization
Cellular component (GO): mitochondrial outer membrane
Molecular function (GO): GTP binding; GTPase activity
Source: RefSeq, a predicted model, not a curated record
AUGGCAGAAACUGUUUUUCCACUGAAGCACUUUGUGCUGGUUAAGAAGGCAAUUACAAUAAUCUUUGACCAGUUACUGGAGUUUGUUACUGAAGGAUCACAUUCUGUUGAAGCAACAUACAAGAAUCCAGAACUUGACCGAGUAGCUACUGAGGAUGAUCUGAUAGAAAUACAGAGGUAUAAAAACAAGCUUUCCAUCAUUGGUGAGGUGCUGUCUCGGAGACACAUGAAAGUGGCAUUUUUUGGCAGGACAAGCAGUGGGAAGAGCUCUGUAAUCAAUGCCAUGUUGUGGGAUAAAGUCCUCCCUAGUGGAAUUGGCCAUACAACCAAUUGCUUCCUGAGUGUUGAAGGAACCAAUGGAGAUAAAGCCUAUCUCAUGACAGAAGGGUCAGAUGAAAAAAAGAGUGUGAAGACAGUUAAUCAGCUGGCCCAUGCCCUUCAUAUGGACAAAGACUUGAAAGCUGGCUGUCUUGUACAUGUGUUUUGGCCAAAGGCAAAAUGUGCCCUUUUGAGAGAUGACCUGGUUUUAGUGGACAGUCCAGGUACAGAUGUCACUACAGAGCUGGAUAGCUGGAUUGAUAAGUUUUGCUUAGAUGCUGAUGUUUUCAUUUUGGUUGCAAAUUCUGAAUCAACUCUAAUGAACACGGAAAAACAGUUUUUUCACAAGGUAAAUGAGAGACUUUCCAAGCCUAAUGUUUUUAUUCUGAAUAACCGUUGGGAUGCUUCUGCAUCAGAGCCAGAAUAUAUGGAAGAUGUACGCAGACAACACAUGGAAAGAUGCCUACAUUUCUUGGUGGAGGAGCUCAAAGUUGUGGAUCCUUUAGAAGCAUGCAAUCGUAUCUUUUUUGUUUCCACAAAGGAAGUUCUUAGUGCUAGAAAGCACGAAGCACAGGGCAUGCCAGAAGGUGGUGGGGCACUUGCAGAAGGAUUUCAGGCAAGAUUACAGGAGCUUCAGAAUUUUGAACAAAUCUUUGAGGAGUGUAUCUCGCAGUCAGCAGUGAAAACAAAGUUUGAACAGCACACUAUCAGAGCUAAACAGAUACUAGAAACUGUGAAAAACAUAAUGGAUUCAAUAAAUGUGGCAGCAGCAGAGAAAAGGAUUUAUUCAGUAGAAGAGAGCGAAGACCAAAUUGAUAGAUGGGAUUUUAUCCGAAACCAGAUGAACCUUUUAACACUGGAUGUUAAGAAGAAAAUCAAGGAGGUUACAGAGGAGGUUGCAAAUAAGGUUUCGUGUGCAACGACAGAUGAAAUUUGUCAACUCUCUGUUUUGGUUGAUGAAUUUUGUUCUGAGUUUCAUCCUACUCCAAGUGUAUUGAAAGUAUAUAAAAAUGAGUUAAAUAAGCACAUAGAAGAUGGAAUGGGAAGAAAUUUGGCUGAUCGGUGCACCAGUGAAGUCAACGCUUCAAUGCUUCAAUCCCAGCAAGAAAUUAUUGAAAAUUUGAAGCCAUUACUUCCAGCUGGUAUACAGAAUAAACUACAUGCAUUGAUUCCUUGCAAGAAAUUUGAUCUCAGCUAUGACUUAAAUUGCCACAAGUUAUGUUCAGAUUUUCAAGAGGAUAUUGUAUUUCAUUUUUCCUUGGGCUGGUCUUCCCUUGCCCAUCGUUUCUUAGGCCCUACAAAUGCGCAGCGGGUGCUUUUAGGAUUAUCAGAGCCUAUCUUUCAGCUCCCCAGAUCUUUAGCUUCUACUCCCACUGCUCCUACCAAUCCAGCAACGCCAGAUAACGCAUCGCAGGAAGAACUCAUGGUUACCUUAAUAACAGCAUUAGCUUCUCUUACAUCUAGAACUUCUAUGGGCGUCAUUGUUGUUGGAGGAGUGAUUUGGAAAACUGUAGGCUGGAAACUCAUAUCUGUUUCAUUAAGUAUGUAUGGAGCUUUGUAUCUUUAUGAAAGGCUGACUUGGACCACCCAUGCCAAGGAGAGAGCCUUUAAACAGCAAUUUGUGAAUUAGGCAACUGAAAAACUGCAAAUGAUUGUGAGCUUCACAAGUGCCAACUGCAGCCAUCAAGUACAACAGGAAAUGGCAACCACUUUUGCUCACCUGUGCCAACAAGUUGAUAUUACACAAAGACAUCUAGAAGAAGAAAUAGCUAGAUUAUCCCAAGAAAUAAAUCAAUUGGAGAAAAUACAAAACAAUUCAAAGCGCUUAAGAAAUAAAGCUGUUCAACUUGAAAAUGAGCUGGAGAAUUUUACUAAGCAUUUUCUACAUUCAAGCAAUGAAGAAGAAUCUUAA